This is a messenger RNA of Rhinolophus ferrumequinum (greater horseshoe bat), 3539 nucleotides long. It is a transcript of the gene SLC17A8, whose product is annotated as solute carrier family 17 member 8. The transcript has 12 exons. Gene Ontology annotation, molecular function: neurotransmitter transmembrane transporter activity; L-glutamate transmembrane transporter activity. NCBI's taxonomy places the organism in Eukaryota, Metazoa, Chordata, Mammalia, Chiroptera, Rhinolophidae. Gene Ontology annotation, biological process: monoatomic anion transport; neurotransmitter loading into synaptic vesicle; synaptic transmission, glutamatergic. The coding region runs from base 375 to 2144 and encodes 589 amino acids. The record is from RefSeq and is a predicted model, not a curated record. Gene Ontology annotation, cellular component: excitatory synapse; synaptic vesicle membrane.
UCAGCUUCUCCAGCUGCAGCCCCAGGGAGGGAGCGAGGCUGCACUCAGCCUGAGAGCCGCUGCCUGAGACAGCAGCACACAUUGCUGCUGAGCUGGGAGCUUUUUAAGGAGCUGAAUUCCCAGCCAGAAGCCCCUUGGCUGCUGCUUCUUCUUCUUCUUUUUUUUUUUCCCCAGGGUGGGGAGUAUAGUCUCAUAUUGAAAGAUCUUGGCUGGGUGUCAUCUCCUUUUUGAUUUAAAGUUGUUACCUCCAUGAGAACUGACUUCAAGGUGUUCAUCAAGGAAAGCAGAGUGUUCUCCACGCUGGAAAUGAGAAAGGAUGACAGUUUCUGAGACUGACUAUUAGCGGCUUGGAGGUGCCCCCCCCCCCAUUCAAAAUGCCUUUUAAAGCAUUUGAUACUUUCAAAGAAAAAAUUCUGAAACCUGGAAAGGAAGGAGUGAAGAACGCUGUGGGAGAUUCGUUGGGGAUUUUACAAAGAAAAAUUGAUGGGACCAAUGAGGAAGAAAAUAAUAUUGAGCUGAAUGAAGAAGGAAGGCCAGUGCAGACAUCCAGGCAGAGCCCCCCACUCUGUGACUGCCACUGCUGUGGCGUCCCCAAGCGUUACAUCAUUGCCAUCAUGAGCGGGCUGGGAUUCUGCAUUUCCUUUGGGAUCCGGUGCAAUCUUGGAGUUGCCAUCGUGGAAAUGGUCAACAACAGCACUAUCUAUGUUGAUGGAAAACCAGAAGUUCAGACAGCGCAGUUUAACUGGGACCCGGAGACCGUGGGCCUCAUUCAUGGAUCUUUCUUCUGGGGUUAUAUUGUGACACAGAUUCCCGGCGGUUUCAUUUCAAACAAGUUUGCUGCAAACAGGGUCUUUGGAGCCGCCAUCUUCUUAACAUCGACCUUGAACAUGUUAAUUCCUUCUGCAGCCAGAGUGCAUUACGGCUGUGUUAUGUGUGUCAGAAUUUUACAAGGUCUAGUGGAGGGUGUGACCUACCCAGCCUGCCAUGGGAUGUGGAGUAAGUGGGCACCACCUUUGGAGAGAAGCCGACUGGCCACGACCUCUUUUUGUGGUUCCUAUGCCGGUGCAGUGCUUGCCAUGCCCCUGGCGGGGGUGUUGGUACAGUACAUCGGAUGGGCCUCCGUCUUUUAUAUUUAUGGUAUGUUUGGCAUUAUUUGGUACAUGUUUUGGCUGUUGCAGGCCUAUGAGUGCCCAGCAGCUCACCCAACAAUAUCCCAUGAGGAGAGGACCUAUAUAGAGACAAGUAUAGGAGAAGGUGCCAACUUGGUUAGUCUAAGUAAAUUUAAUACACCAUGGAAAAGAUUUUUCACAUCAUUGCCAGUUUAUGCAAUCAUUGUGGCAAAUUUUUGCCGAAGCUGGACGUUCUAUUUGCUGUUAAUAAGUCAGCCUGCUUAUUUUGAAGAGGUCUUUGGAUUUGCAAUAAGUAAGGUGGGUCUCCUGUCGGCACUCCCACACAUGGUUAUGACCAUCAUUGUGCCUAUUGGAGGACAACUGGCUGAUUAUUUAAGAAGCAGAAAAAUUUUGACCACAACUGCUGUCAGAAAAAUCAUGAACUGUGGAGGUUUUGGCAUGGAGGCAACCUUACUCCUGGUGGUUGGCUUUUCCCAUACCAAAGGGAUGGCUAUCUCCUUUCUGGUGCUUGCCGUGGGAUUUAGUGGCUUUGCUAUUUCAGGUUUUAAUGUCAACCACCUGGACAUUGCCCCCCGCUAUGCCAGUAUUCUCAUGGGCAUCUCAAAUGGAGUGGGAACCCUCUCUGGAAUGGUCUGUCCCCUCAUUGUCGGUGCGAUGACCAAGCACAAGACCCGUGAGGAAUGGCAGAAUGUGUUUCUCAUAGCUGCCCUGGUGCACUACAGCGGUGUGAUCUUCUAUGGGGUCUUUGCUUCCGGGGAGAAACAGGAGUGGGCUGACCCUGAGAACCUCUCUGAGGAGAAGUGCGGAAUCAUGGACCAGGAUGAAUUAGCCGAGGAAACGGAACUCAACCACCAGAGUUUUAUUAGUCCCCAAAAGAAGAUGUCCUAUGGAGCCACCACCCAGAAUUGUGAAGUCCAGAGGAACGAAUGGCAAGGACAGAGGGGGGUGACCCUUGAUGAGGAAGAGCUGACAUCCUACCAGAAUGAAGAGGGAAACUUUUCAGAUACAUCCUAAUGUCUGAAGGGCACUUCUGUCUUCUCUACACCUUAGAACCAGCAAGUAACCAUACCUGUUGCCUUCCCCGUAGCUCAGCUUGUCAGAGGGUCAAAUAUAGGGACAUUGGAGGUGGGGGAGGAGGAGAGGAAUUUAAUCAGCAGUAGAGAAAAGAGAAAUAUUAUCUUGCAAUGACACUUACGGGUAUGGAGCUUAUUCUAAGUUGACAAAAUGGGUACAUAUAUAUAUUAUAUAUAUAUAUAUAUAUAUACAUAUAUUUUUUUUAGUUUUGAUUGGCAAUUGACUCUUCUCUCAAACCACUGAACUUAUUCAGAAGGGAAUAAGAGAGACAAUGAUUCAGAAAGGAAUGAGAGAGACAAUGCCAUGUUUUUUGAAGAAAAUGGGAGGAAAGGGGGAUAUUUGUCCUGGAGCAAAGACAACAGUCACUGCCACUACAUUUCUGAGAACAACCAUGCAGAGGAGGGUUUCCUAUUCUUAGCAAAGACUACUGUUCCUGGAGGCCCUGUGUUGUGCCAGGUGCUUUAUAAACAUUCUCAUUUAAUUUCCACACCCGUGUGACAUAUGUUUCUUAUCCCCAUUUUACAACUAAAGAAACUAAAACAAGAGAUUAACUUUCUCAAGAUCAUUCUGCCAAGGCCAGAGCUGAGAUGGGUGGGGUCCAAAAUGGGUGGCAGUUUUGGUGAAGAAGGUUUCACUUCAGGGUAGAGAAGACAGUUUUAAUAAUGAAAACUGAAAAUGGAGUGGGUUGUCCUGUGGAUAGUUCUCUAUUUUGGCAGGCAUCGGGGAUGGGAAACAUUUGGGUUGAUGUGGCAGAGAACAUUCAAACAUUGGACAAGGGGCUAGAUUCAAAAACCAUUAGGUUCUUAUAUGAUCUGAGGAGUCAAAUGACUCUGGAAAUCCAUAGUUUUUUAAAUAAUAAGGGUCACAGACUAUAUGACAGAUUCAAAGAGAUUAAAGAAAGAGAAAAAGCUAAGCAAGAUAGCAAAUUUUUGGGAAUCUGAUGGUCAGAAUGGCUGAGAAGUAAACAAGGGUUUGGCUAUUAAAUUUCAACCCUUCAUAGUAUCAAGAAUGUUGUUAAAUAGUGUCCUAAAUUACUUAUGAAUCUUUAAGACAUUCAGUAAUUUAAGAAGUUUGUUCAUGCACUUUAUUAGGCAAAAUUCUCUUGAAAGAGUCUUGUGUUUAAAAACAAAAUGUACGUCUUUAGCCAUUUCUGCUAGUGAUAUUAGGAAACUUGAUUAAAUUAUACAAAAUUAUGAGUGAAGUAUUCUUAAUGACUCUAUUUGGAAUGAUAUACAGGGACACCACAAUAAUAUAGCAGUAGUUAUACAGAGAAAUACUAGAAUGAAAAUUUCUGGGACUAGACUCAUAGUGUUGAAAAAUUCAUAUUUGAUUGCA